CAGCAAGCAGGGGCUGCGUACCACCUCCUCGGCCAUGGCACGCUUGGCCCAAGCCCCGCGCCAUGCAGCGGCAGCGCAGUCAGGCUAAGCCCCAGAGGGACAGCGUUACUGGCAGCACGAAAGCCAGUCCCGUCCCGUCCGUCCGCGCUAGCGGGGCUGCGGGGGCUGCGGGUGGCGGAGUCGCGAGCGAGGCGCCCCGACCGAGUGCGGGCGGCUGCGGGACGGGGUCAGAUCAGAAGUACGCAGGAGGAGGAAGGAGGGAGUUCGAAAACAGCGCGAAUCUGGCACGUACCGAGCCUGCAAGCACGCUGGGGACGAGCAAUCAUGGCAGAUUCCACUUGCGCAAUAAAGCUUUUGCUUCCUCUUCUUUCUCCUGAAGACAGACAGUUCGUUCAUUCGUUCACAAUCUCCUCUUUUCCCAUCCUCUUGCCUCCUCUCUCAUCUUUCUGUCUCUGUGUCUUUCAUUCUUUGAGUGUUUCUGUGCGUCGCCGUCUGCUCGCAUCUCAGUCUCUCUCUUCUGCCAGUUUCGUGGCUUGGCUUGAGGGGAAGCCGAGGGAGGUGAAGGACCUGAUCGGGAAUGGUUCGGAUGAUGGACGAUGAGGAUGACGAGCCCCUCGCCAUGCCAUUAAUAAAACUUCGAGCCCCACAGCGCCUCAAAUGGCAUUCUCCUUUUAUAUCCUUUUUCCUCGGCAACGCGGGCACCUCCCCACACCUCAUCUCACCUCAUUGGACAGCACACGGCAUCUUGAGCUUUGAACUCCAGCUGUAGAAAAAGCGAGUGUAACCGAACAGAUUUUUGCUGCUGCUGCUGCUGCUCGAGAAGAUUACGCCCUCGAUUCUUUUUAAGCCGAACAACAGCGGCAAUAAUAAGCAGCGAGUACUUUACUGUCUCUCUUGUGAUCCUCCUAAUAUCUACCAGCCGCUGCAGAUGCUCUCGACGUCUUUGUUAUCUUUCCUUCCACCCGGACGAGUCCCAGUAAAAUCAGGGACAAAAGUUUAUGCUCUUCGAGGCCCACCACCGAUCGUAGCAGCAGCAGCAGCAGCAGUCAUAGCAGCGACCAGUAGUACCUAGCCCUGACUGAGAUAUAUGUUGGCAAGGUCCACCACCAGAGGACGUCUAUCGGGAUGCACUCAUUCACGCACAUCACCGAGCAAGUUGACAGAAUCAGUUCGUUUCCUGCCUCGCCUCGCCUGUCUGCCUGCCUGCAGUACAUACACUGCUCGCAACGUAAGGAGCCGGACUACGACGAGAUUCGACAUUCUAUUCUGCGGAAAAGAUGUAUGCUUUUCCCAAAGCUGUGGAUAUAUUCUUCCCCAUACACAUGUUGGUUAGACAUCGGCCCAGACAUGAGGGACAAAAAUCUCUCCAGAAAAAGGUUCUUCCAACAUCAUCGAGGUGCUAGCAACUACUGGAAUGUCCGCUGUAGCAGCGCCUCCCUCCCUCCCUCCGCACUUUGUGAUUUAUUCUGCUCCCCGUCCGACUCCCUUCCUUCUUGGCUUGGCUUGGCUUCGGUUCGUGAGCUCCCCCCUCGAUCUGCUUCGAACCUUCGUGCCGUAGGUCGGAUCGACUUAACCUAUUGGAGUUGUCGAGAAGCGAGUGCCGAGGGCGAGAAUAGUGCAGAUGGAUGUGGACGGCAACCAGCCAACCGCUUUUCGAAAAAGAAGAUUGCAUCAUUGUUCUGGAAUUUCGUUGUGCGCCUUGUUCUCUUGCGCCCCUCGAUCCACAACUCUGGCUUUCCAGAGCUCCCACUGAUUUGGGACGCUGUGCAGCGCCUGAUGUCAUGCAGCAUGAUGUCACAGAUCUGUAAGGGCCCAGAAUUCUUUAAUCGAUUUCCCCGGCCUUAGGUUUUAUUUUAGGCUAUCUACCUCUCCGCUUCUUUCUGAGUCUUUCCGAGUCUUUCUGUGUCGUGAACGCUCGUAUGAUUCUCCAUCGCCCAGCUUCUUCCCGACAUCAAUCUGAGCCUAUGGAACUGUAUGCCUAGUUAUCAUGACCCCAACAAUCAUAAAAUAAUCCCCGUCCUUUCCACCAUCGCCGGCCCUUCACAAUCAAUGCCAGUCUUCCUCAUGCGCAUGUCUCGGGAACGCAGCAGACCAGCAGCAGCAGGACGAGAUGAGAUGACGAGUGGCCUGUACGAGCUGCAGAAACUUCGACUGUAGACGUGCUGGCCCCUGUGCUGGUAAAUUUCUCCAUCUCUCUCCCUCUCUCUCUCAAUUCAUGCAAUAGGGACGACUAACGACAGCAAGUCUUCCAAGAGACCAUUGUUCCCAAAAGUGUUUCGAAUUCUUAGGAGGAGGAUAGGAUAGGCAUCAUUGGAAAAACCUGUGCGAUUUUAAUAUGUGCGAUUCUGUUCGUUGGCAUGUUCAAAGCAUGAGAUGUCGUCGAGGUGAUUUAAUACCUCACUAAACGCAUCAUAUGAAGCUGAUAUUCCAUUUUGCAUGAAAUUCAUAGAGUUUUUUGGUGAGAAUUC
Marchantia polymorpha subsp. ruderalis is the source of this 2468-nucleotide messenger RNA. The record is from the annotation of a GenBank genome assembly. Lineage: Eukaryota; Viridiplantae; Streptophyta; Marchantiopsida; Marchantiales; Marchantiaceae.